This is a messenger RNA of Marmota monax (woodchuck), 1675 nucleotides long. RefSeq names its product mediator complex subunit 31 (gene Med31). The record is from RefSeq and is a predicted model, not a curated record. Gene Ontology annotation, biological process: regulation of transcription by RNA polymerase II. The transcript has 4 exons. Lineage: Eukaryota; Metazoa; Chordata; Mammalia; Rodentia; Sciuridae. Gene Ontology annotation, cellular component: mediator complex; core mediator complex. Gene Ontology annotation, molecular function: transcription coregulator activity. Bases 115 to 510 code for a protein of 131 amino acids.
CGAAUCCCAUACUGCCCCGCGACCGGAAGGAGGAGCCAUGGCUUCCGGAGCCUCCCCCGACACUCGGGGCUGUUCCUCUGUCAGACUGCUGGCGAUUUAGUGUCUCUGCUUGUUAUGGCCGCUGCCGUCGCUAUGGAGACAGAUGAUGCUGGAAAUCGACUUCGGUUUCAGUUGGAGUUGGAAUUUGUACAGUGUUUAGCCAACCCAAAUUACCUUAAUUUUCUUGCCCAAAGAGGUUACUUCAAAGACAAAGCUUUUGUUAAUUAUCUUAAGUACUUGCUUUACUGGAAAGAACCAGAAUAUGCCAAGUAUCUAAAGUACCCUCAGUGUUUACAUAUGUUAGAACUGCUCCAAUAUGAACACUUUCGAAAGGAGCUGGUGAAUGCUCAGUGUGCGAAAUUCAUUGACGAACAGCAGAUUCUACACUGGCAACACUAUUCUCGGAAGCGGAUGCGCCUUCAACAAGCCCUGGCAGAACAGCAACAGCAAAAUAACACGUCAGGAAAAUGAAAAGCUGGAAACAGAUCAGGCUCUUAAAACUAUAUAUAAUGUAUUUCCAUUAUACAGUGAAGACAAAACAAGAGACUUCCUGCCUACCUUUAUCGUGGUAGCAUCUGGAUACUUUAGUGUGCUUUUAAAUCCAGCUAACUUUUUAUUGUUAAUACAUUAUUUCUGUUAAGCCAAACUUGUUCUACUUUGAUUUCCGGAUGGAUUUGUAAAUUUUUAUUAACAUUUAACAGAAUCAAGAAAGAAUGGAAAUGUUAGGUGCAGGGGAUUGGGCUAUCAAAUGUAAUUAACUCUAAGCCUAUUUCAUGACUUACAAUAGUCCCUGGGGCAAGUCCUCUCUUGAAUCUUUUUAUCUCUUGGAUCACCUUUUCCACCCCUCUUAUCUACUGAAAGAAAGGACUAGAGUGGAGGACCUCUUGUUAAAUCACAAAGCAAAAAUCCCAUAAAGGUUUUUACAUUCUAUAGGAAAGGAAAUACUUUGCCAGAUUUUUUUAGUUGUAGUUGGACACAAUACCUUUAUUUCAUUCAUUUACUUUUAUGUGGUGCUGAGGAUCAAACCCAGGGCCCCAUGCGCCCCAUGCCCCACGCAUGCUAGGUGAAUGCUCUACCGCUGAGCCACAAUCCCAGCAGCCAGAUAGCAACUUUAAGAAAGAAUUGUUAGUAUGUCACUGACCUAGUGAAAGGUAUGGAGAAGAUUGGUGUUUGGACUCUUGACCUCAAGUUUGAACAAAGAUGAGCCUCAAAUGCUUGUGUUCAUUUGGGAAAGUUAAUAUUUGGCCAGUACUACAAAACCACAUGCACCUUAAAUGCUGCCUUGCAUUCUCAUUGAUCCUUAUUUGUAAAGGAGGAAAAAAGCUAUUAAGCACUAAAAUCAGUGUGUCUGACUCACAUUCUAGAGUUCUUAUAACUAUGUUAUCUGGUCUCCAGUCUUCCUCAAGUGAAGCACAUUCACACAGCUAUAAAACAGAACUGCCUGAAUUAAGCAGCUGGAUUAGAUUCAUGCUGUACUUUCUCUAAGUGGUUAAAUUCUACAUUCCAAAAGCAAAGAAGUGGUUUUAAAAAUAUCUAUUGUUCUGCAAAUUCAUGGAAUUUAAGAUCCUAAUCCCUUCAGAGAUUUGGAAGUUGUCUAUUUUUUUAACCUCCAAUAAUAUAUUCCUUUGAACUAUGA